AGCGGGUGUCAGCGGGGAGUCAUGAAGAGGAGUGGCACACCAGUGUGGGACAGAAGGAGCUACAGGCCCCCUCCCACAUUAAAGAGGAGCAGCUUCAUGAUGAAGAUGAAGCUCAGUCCUUACAGCUUCAUCACAGUCAAAGUGAGGAGAACAGAGGGGCGGAGCUUGUAAGUCAACACAUCACAGAAGCUGAUGGAGAGCAUUGUGAAGAUAUCAAGUCAGAACCAGACAGCAUCUUUGCUCCACUGUCAGACAUGGACCACAUGAUGUCACACUCUUCUGAUCACAGUGACCACAUCCAAAAACCUUUGGAGAGUAAAAAUGACUCUAAAGGUGAUACGAGACAUCACACUAACAACAAACACUUUGACUGCUCUGAAUGUGGGAAAUCAUUUAGACAGAAGAGUCAUUUUACAGUACACAUGAGAACACAUACUGGAGAGAAACCUUUUGCUUGCUCAGCUUGUGCUAAAAGAUUCAACACUAAUAAGGAACUUAUAUUACACGUGAGAACACACACAGGUGAGAAACCUUUUACGUGCUCCGUUUGUAAGAAGAGUUUCUCCACAAAACAGUACAUGACCACACACAUGAGAAUACAUACUGGAGAGAAACCUUUUGCUUGCUCAGCUUGUGCUAAAAGAUUCAACACUAAGAAGGAACUUAUAUUACAUGUGAGAACACACACAGGUGAGAAACCUUUUACUUGCUCCGUUUGUAAGAAGAGUUUCUCCAAAAAGGAACACAUGACCAGACACAUGAGAACACACACAGGUGAGAAACCUUUUGCUUGCUCUGUUUGUAAGAAGAGUUUCUCCAGAAAGGCACACAUGACCACACACAUGAGAACACACACUGGAGAGAAACCUUUUGUUUGCUCAACUUGUGCUAAAAGAUUCAAAUCUAAGAGGGAAAUGAUAUUACACAUGAGAACACACACAGGUGAGAAACCUUUUACUUGCUCUGUUUGUAAGACGAGUUUCUCCAGAAAGGAACAAAUGACCACACACAUGAGAACACACACUGGAGAGAAACCGUAUAGUUGCACUGUGUGUGAUAAGAUGUUCAGGUUUAAGAAUCAGGACAGUAAACACAAGUGUGUAACAGUCAUGGAAGCUGCAGGGAUUUAAAAACACUUAAACAGUGAUUGUGCUAAAUGUAGUUUAAAAACACAGCAUGUAUAAUAUGAAUGUAUAUUUGAUGUUGUAUGUAGUGCUGCUCAGUCCGAAUGAGACUAAC
Messenger RNA from Nerophis lumbriciformis (worm pipefish), 1239 nucleotides. RefSeq lists its product as uncharacterized. Gene Ontology annotation, cellular component: nucleus. Gene Ontology annotation, biological process: regulation of transcription by RNA polymerase II. Lineage: Eukaryota; Metazoa; Chordata; Actinopteri; Syngnathiformes; Syngnathidae. Gene Ontology annotation, molecular function: DNA-binding transcription factor activity, RNA polymerase II-specific. The record is from RefSeq and is a predicted model, not a curated record.